AGAAUCAGUGACUCUAUGACUUCCUGGUUCUCAAGUGGGUUGAAUUUGACUGUAGUUUCUUGUCCUUCUCAAGACUUGGCCAAGACAAACAAAGUGUUCCUAUCUCCAAAGGAUUUUGAAUGGUUGUACAAACAGUAUCCACAAAGCUUCGAAUCGGUACAAGUGCAAAAAACGCAAUAUCCAGAAACAGUGGACUCUUUGGAAGAUGGAGUUAAAAGCAGUCUAGUGAGUUGUUGCUUAGUUGACUUGAAUGGAGCCUACUGUUAUUUAGCUAGUGAAGAACCCAUGGUUUCAACAGGUUCCAUUGGCCUCAACUCUAUCCAGCGAAGAGAAAACCAACUUGCUCUGGGAGAUAGCGUAAAAGUCAAUCCAAGAAAGACUCUUGAGUUUGCACACAUUGUGUCUGCCUCCAUCGAGGUGGACUUGGUGAGCAAAACAAAAGUGAGCUAUUUGGAACAAGUAAACGCGGAAGAUUUAAGCGCACAAAUGUUGAAACGCUUUACGGGAGUAAUUCUUUCAAGAGGCCAAAGCGUGAUACUUGAUUUCUUCGGAGUUUCUUUGCUGUUGAAGGUGAACAAUAUGCAAGUGUUGGAACCUCAAAAGUUGCGUCAUGUGUCCAAGGAAAUUUCACAAGACGCUCUCAUACCGGAAGAGUCUUCAGUUGGUCUGGUAACAGCGGAUACUACUUUGUUCUUCUCCAAAGCUGCUGGUAGUAGUCUCAGAGUCAUAGGCGGAGACAAGAGACCGAAAGAUAUAUUCAAACCUGAUUUCAAUUUCGAAAAGAUGGGUAUAGGAGGAUUGGAUAAAGAGUUUUCGGAUAUUUUCCGACGUGCAUUUGCUUCUCGUGUCUUUCCUCCAUCCGUUAUUAAGAAGUUGGGUAUUCAGCAUGUGAAAGGAAUGUUGCUAUAUGGUCCUCCUGGAACGGGAAAGACUUUGAUUGCCCGGCAAAUUGGCAAAAUGUUGAAUGGAAAGGAACCCAAAGUAGUAAAUGGUCCAGAAAUAUUGAACAAAUAUGUGGGACAGUCGGAAGAAAACAUUCGAAAUCUUUUCAAGGAAGCUGAAGCUGAAUAUCGUGAAAGAUUGGAUGACUCAGAACUGCAUAUUAUUAUAUUUGACGAAAUAGAUGCCAUAUGUAAGCAUCGUGGGAAUGUACGGGAUGGAACAGGAGUUCAUGAUACAGUAGUCAAUCAGUUGCUAUCUAAAAUAGAUGGAGUGAAUGCACUAAACAAUAUACUCGUUAUUGGAAUGACUAAUCGAAAAGAUAUGAUUGAUGAGGCGUUAUUAAGACCUGGAAGGUUAGAAGUUCAUGUUGAAAUAUCAUUACCAGAUGAAAGAGGUCGUUUACAGAUUUUGCAUAUUCACACCAAUGAAAUGCGAAAGAAUGGAAAACUUGCUGCUGAUGUUUCUUUGGAAGAAUUGGCUUCUCGAACCAAGAAUUUUUCGGGUGCAGAAAUUGAAGGCUUAUGUAAAUCAGCAGCUGCUUAUGCUCUUAAUAGACAUAUCGAUUUGAAUAAUUUGCGUAAACAAGUCAAUCCGGAUGAUAUCGUCGUGACUAUGGAAGACUUUGAGAAUGCUUUGUUAGAGAUUGAACCCGCGUUUGGCAUGCCAAAGGAACAUUUUGAACGUUGUUUGUUUGGUGGUUUUUAUAUCUUCAGUGAAAGAAUGGAACACUUGGUUAAAGCAGGAAAUUUGUUUUGUGAACAAGUUCGUACUUCCGAAAGGACUACUCUGUUUUCAGUAUUGAUACAAGGACAACCAGGAACAGGAAAGACGGCGUUUGCAUCCAAGGUAGCUGUAGAAAGUGAUUUCCCCUUUGUUCGUAUGAUCAGUCCAGAAGAAUACGUCGGAUUCUCGGAAGCUUCAAAGUGCAAUGCUAUAGCAAAAGUAUUUGAUGAUGCUCACAAAUCACCAUUGUCAUGUAUCGUAAUAGACAAUAUAGAACGUUUGAUCGAAUUUGCUCCCAUAGGUCCGAGGUUCUCCAACACUAUUUUGCAAACAUUGUUGGUAUUGAUAAAGCAAGUUCCACCCAAAGGAAGGCGACUACUGAUUUUGGCAACUUGUUCCAUGCCAGAAAUUAUGGAAUCGCUGGAUGUUCGCUCAGCUUUCCAUUCUGUAUUAUCUACGAGUUAUUUGCAACGUGAGGAGAUCAUACAGUUGUUGAAAGGUCACAUUGAGGAUGCCACUCCAGCCAAGCUGUAUGCAUCAGAACCACAAAGACAAAUGGUACGACAUCGCUAUUUGUAUCGUCCAAUGAACUGGAGUCAGCAGCUGAUGUUUUAACAUCCCAAGGAAUUGGCAUUAAGAAAUUUCUUAUGGUGAUG
Molecule: messenger RNA, 2321 nt
Organism: Galdieria sulphuraria
Lineage: Eukaryota; Rhodophyta; Bangiophyceae; Galdieriales; Galdieriaceae
Product: AAA-type ATPase
Exons: 3
Coding region: 16-2280 (754 amino acids)
Biological process (GO): intra-Golgi vesicle-mediated transport; SNARE complex disassembly; Golgi to plasma membrane protein transport
Cellular component (GO): Golgi stack
Molecular function (GO): ATP hydrolysis activity; ATP binding
Source: RefSeq, a predicted model, not a curated record